This is a messenger RNA of Pipistrellus nathusii (Nathusius's pipistrelle), 459 nucleotides long. The record is from the annotation of a GenBank genome assembly. Lineage: Eukaryota; Metazoa; Chordata; Mammalia; Chiroptera; Vespertilionidae.
AUGCGGCGGCGGCGCCGGAGCACCUGCGCUCCCGCGCGUGCUGCACUCGCGCGGCUCCGAGUGGCAAACGGGGUGAAGCGGGGACGUGGGCGAGAGGAAGUCGAGGCGCCGGAGCGUCGGAAACGCUGCCGGAGCGUCCCUCGCUCUUUGCAGUCUGUCGGGGGCGGGGGUUGCCGGCGGCAGGCGCAGCGCGGCGAACUUCCAAGGGUCCCCGCGCAGCUGGAGGUCGCGGGUGCGGAGCCCGGGAGGGAGAGACCCCUCGACGCCCAGGACCCCAGGACCGCGCGGCGCGCCCGGAGCGCACGGAGCCGCGGACACGCCGAUGGGCCAGGGGGCCGCCCGGCCGGGGCGCGGAGAGCGCGCGGCCCCGGAGCGCCCUCCGCUCUAAGGAGCCUCACUCCUGGGAAGGGACAGGGAGCUGUCAAUCAGCGCGGGAGGGAGCGCCCCGGCGCCGGGUGA